Messenger RNA from Scatophagus argus, 1594 nucleotides. RefSeq lists its product as uncharacterized. Bases 137 to 892 code for a protein of 251 amino acids. Gene Ontology annotation, molecular function: peroxiredoxin activity. The record is from RefSeq and is a predicted model, not a curated record. The transcript is spliced from 6 exons. NCBI's taxonomy places the organism in Eukaryota, Metazoa, Chordata, Actinopteri, Scatophagidae.
ACCCCUGGCGGUGAGGAGGACUAGUGCAUUUAGUCAGACCACAGGCGUGACUCAGUACUGCAUUAUGAUUGGUUUGUCUGACUCUGAUGUUUACGUCAGACAUAGCACGGAGGACUUUUGACAACACAGGAGAUACAUGCUGACUGACAUGGCGAGUAACCUCGUUGCCAAGUUAUUUCGUUCCCCCCUGAUGACACAGCUCGCGUCUCUCCGGUCGUGUUGCGUGGUUCAAGGGAGGGCGGUGACGGUGGAGUGGACCAGACAUUUCUCCAGUGGUCCGCCACCGGAGCAAAUCAGUCGCUAUCCUGUCCCUUACAAGAAGGACCUUCCGUAUGAUAUAGUGGAGCUUAUGGAAGAAGUUGAGUCAAAGGGAGGCUUUUUGCCAAAUGUCUUCAAAGUCCUCUCUCAUAGACCAGCAGAGUUCAGAGCCUUCUUCUCUUACUACCAUGAACUCAUGAACAAAGAAACAGGUGGAUUAACUAAAGCAGAUCGUGAGCUGAUUGUAGUGGCAACCAGUGCCCACAACAAGUGUCUUUACUGUGUGGUAUCCCACAGUGCACUGCAUCGCAUCUACUCAAAGAAACCUACUCUUUCCGAUCAGGUCACUGUUAACUAUGAAAAUGCAGAACUGUCACCUCGGGAACGUGCCAUGUUGGACUUUGCAUUGGCUGUGUGUCGCUGCGACACCAUCACAGACCAGCAUUUCCAGUCUUUAGAGGAAGUGGGCUUUGACCGUGAGGAUGCCUGGGACAUCGCUGCCAUUGCUGCCUUCUUUGCCAUGUCCAACCGACUCGCCCACCUCACUGACAUGAGGCCAAACUUGGAAUUUUAUAAUAUGGGCCGUGUACCAAGGGACAAGAGCAAGGAUGAGGAGCAAGGGAAAAAGGAGUAGUGAUAUAGACAAGGUUACUCUAGGUCAAAGGCCAUAUGUGACACUGCAGCCAAAAAAGGUGUUGGUUCUUCUGUUUUUUUUUUAAUUAUUUGUCUCCCUCUCAUGUGAACAAUCAGAUGUUUUCUACUUUAAGUUAAGUUAAGCAAUUGAACACGGCUCAUGAGAUCAUAACUUAGUUUACAUACAGCAAAUGACAGGAAUUUAAAAAUGCAAUCCUCUUUGAAAUUCAGACCCCACCACCACCACUUUGAACACUGUACAUAAAAUUAAGGCUUUUGUAAAGAUCCCCACACUUUCUUAGUAAUCCUUGAGUGUGUAUAAACGUAGUGUAUGCGUUUGUGAGAUUUAUACCUUUCUCUCCAUUUGUUGUUGACCCAGACGUGGUUUUAUGUUUUGAUGGUAAUGGUUUUAAAUUAAUCACACUGUUACAAAGCUGUCUUCAACGUCCACAAACAGAGCUUGUUAUUUCCUUGUUCACCAGUUGAAAAAGCUCUGUGAUGCUUAAUGCCUUGUUACUCUCUCUAUCACCAGGAUUGCAUAUUGAAUCUUACUUUUUGUGACUUAGCCAAUUAGGUUUCGCAAAAAAAGAAAUAUGGUUAUUAUUUUGGGGAAUAACUGAUUUAUAAUAAAUCACAUGUAUCAUCGUUCAGGACUGGCAGGAUGAUCAGUGAUUGGAUGAAUAAAAUGGAAGCAAGCACAUCA